This is a messenger RNA of Vitis riparia (riverbank grape), 1224 nucleotides long. RefSeq lists its product as uncharacterized. NCBI's taxonomy places the organism in Eukaryota, Viridiplantae, Streptophyta, Magnoliopsida, Vitales, Vitaceae. The record is from RefSeq and is a predicted model, not a curated record. Bases 203 to 502 code for a protein of 99 amino acids. The transcript is spliced from 3 exons.
AUUCAUCUCCCACGCGGGAGUUCUGGGCCAACCCUCAACCAUCCCUCCGCUUCACUAUAAUAUUUAUUCAUCUGCAGCACCAUCAGCAUCAGUUACACCAUUUCUUGCAUUGACCCUGUUUCUUUACUCCCAACGUCGUUUUUUCUUUUUGGGUUAAAAAUUCAUCUCUAGUGUUCAUUGAAGGUCACAGGCUAUAGCAGUAAUGGGGGACUCUUCUGCCUCUUCUGCUUCAUACAUACACAUGGUGCAACACCUGAUCGAGAAAUGUUUGAUCUUCCACAUGACCAAAGAACAGUGCAUGGAAGCCCUUUCCAAACAUGCUGACAUCCAACCAGUCAUCACGUCUACUGUGUGGAAUGAAUUGGAGAAAGAGAAUAAGGAAUUCUUUGAGGUCUACUACACUCAAACUCGAACCAGAGAUGAUGAUCAGAUGUCAGAGACAGAGACAACUGAAAUGAUCCAGAAGAUGAUAACCAAGUCCUCCAAACACUCGGACACAUAAUGAUCUCUACCUUGUGAUUCUGGUUGGUCGUUGCCCAUUAAAAAAUAAAUAAUUAAAUAAAUGAAACAGCUUUAUAUCGACGGAAAGAGAGAAGAUCUGUAUACUGCAUAUAUACCGUGGCCCAUCUCCCCAUUGUCCGCUAACCUAUUCUACAUGCAUAACCAAUUACGUCUAGCCGCAUCACAAUCUGAUGAAAUAUUGGGUAAGGUUUAAUAUUUCAGCUAUCUUCUCAAAAUACCGAACAAUUUCCUUUGGAAAUUGGGUAGUUAACUGUAUAAACCUAUGCAGUGGAUUAAGCACAGGGAGAUAGAGACUCCUAGAAUGAUGGUUUGUUACGUUUUUGUGUGGAAUGUGCUAUGUUUAAUUUGUUCUUCUUAUAUUGUAAAGACUAUUAUGUGGCGUUAGUAGUUAAUUGAAGCAGAACCAGUUGGCGGCCACUAGGCAGACUCAUAGUCAUAAUGGUCUUGACUUUUUCCUAGUUCUGUAAAAGUAUGAAAUAAUGUUGAUGGCAACCACUUUGGGGUUGAAGCAGCAGUCCUGAAAUGACUGCCAGAGCUCUCAUCACAAUUAUGGAUCGUGCAUGCAUGUCCUUUGCUUCUCCUCAUCCGGCCGUACCACAGCGGUACAUGGGUCCAAAUGAGAUGAAUAUUGAUGACAAUAUGGAUGCCAUAUAUAUGAAGCCCAAACCCUGUUCCAAGGAUUGCAAAUGUUCCUAAUUAGGA